This is a messenger RNA of Paralichthys olivaceus (Japanese flounder), 7423 nucleotides long. Lineage: Eukaryota; Metazoa; Chordata; Actinopteri; Pleuronectiformes; Paralichthyidae. The record is from RefSeq and is a predicted model, not a curated record.
GGCGGUGAGCUCAGGUGAGGAGCAGCACAAGAGUGUCCGAGGGCACUCUUUGGCUGCGUGGACCCCCAGGACGGGGGUGAAAGGAGGCUGGCUGGAACGUGCCCUGCCGCAAGCCGGGCAAGGAUGAGGCGCUUCCUGAGCAGAAAGGGCCGCUUCUCCCUGCGCCAGAGCAAGUCCGGGACCCGAAGUGCCUCCAAAGAUUUCUACCUCGGUCUCCCCGCCACCAAUCAGAACUGGCCAGAGGCGUUUGGUUUCAGGCUGGGUGGCACUGGGCCCAGCUACAUUCUCUCUGUGGUGGAGGGCAGCAGUGCCUACCUGGCUGGCCUACAGCCCGGCGACCAGGUGGUGGACAUUGAGGGCCAGGAUGUGACCAACCUCAGCACACCGGCACUAAUAGCCCUGGCUCAGACCCUCAAGACUGUCCCACCCAGCAUCGGAGUGGUGUCACGGCUUGAACAGAUCGACAUCACCCCUGGCCCUGAUGGCCGUUUUGGAUUCACCAUCGUUGGAGACAGCCCUCUGAUGGUGGAGGACUGCAUGCCCAGUGGUCCGGCCGGUCGCAGUGGCCUGAAGGCCGGGGACUACGUCAUGGAGGUCAACGGCAUCCCAGUGAAGCAUCACGAAACGGCGGCGGCCAUGAUCAAAGCAGCUCAGGGUCGGCCUCUGCGUCUGGGCGUGCUCAGUAUGGCCCGGCGACCAAAGCGGUUAAGCAGCAGCAUGAGGGUGUUGUCACAGAGCGGGGACAGCAUCAGGGACAGUCGCGCCCACAAGGCCAUGGAGUUCAAUAAGAAGGUGGAAGAAGUGCUGGGGGAAGAGCCAGAUGUGAAGGAACAGCUGUUUGAGGUGCUGAAGCAGUACGCUGCCGAGAGGGAUGUGGAGAGUCUUGCUGAGGCGCUGCCUGACAUCCUGAUCACAGAGGAGCAUCAGCAGCUGAUCGACAGCGUCAGGAUCUUCAUUCCCAAGAAGCACCGGGAGCGUUUUGACGAAGUGGUUUCCCAGAGCCUGAUGAGCCGGCUUAAGGGGCGGAGCUUCAGUGACCCCAGCCGCAACCGCCUUCGCCGCAGCCGGAGCGAGGAUCACCCUGAGCGCCUCCUGGUUUCCACCCGCGCCAGCUCAGUGCCACGCACCCACGCAGAGGAAGGCGUGAUCCAACCAACCAGGGGCAUGAGGAAGACCACCUCCCUCAUAGCCGGCCACUCCAGUGGCAGCACCACUAACUGCAGGACGGUGAGAGUGUGCAAAGGCAACAUGAGUUUUGGCUUCACUCUUAGAGGUCAUGCGCCAGUGUGGAUUGAUUCCGUCAUCCCUGGAAGCCCAGCAGACAAGGCAGGUCUGAAACCAGGAGACCGCAUCAUGUUUCUCAACGGGCUGGACAUGAGGACCUCCUCCCACGAGAAGGUGGUGUCCAUGCUGCAGGGCAGUGGUGCCAUGCCCACUCUGGUAGUGGAGGACGGUCCGGCCACUUUCGCCCUGUCAGAGCAGGACCUCGCAGGAGGUGGUGUUCCAUCAGAACGUGCCCGCUCCCCUGUGCUCAGCUCCCUGCAGUGGGUGGCGGAGAUUCUGCCUCCCAGUAUCAGGGUCCAGGGCCGCACAUUCGGUCAGCAGCUGGAGCACCUGCUGACCAUCCAGGAGAGGUACACCAUCUGCAAGGCUUUGGAGAACUUCUUCCAGCACAGGAAUGUUGACACUCUGAUCGUGGAUGUGUUCCCGGUGCUGGAUACUCCAGCCAAACAGGUGAUCUGGCAGUUUGUUUACCAGCUGCUGACAUACGAGGAGCAGGAACACUGCCAGAGCAAGAUCUCACGCUUUCUUGGAUUCAAAGCGCCAGGUCCCGAGGCUGCUCACGAGCCCCAUCGCCGCAGCAGCUCCAUGAGAGUAACGGGGACCACGUACAGGAGCAGUGUGAGGGGACGUAGUUCUGACGACCUGGUCAUUGGCACACACUUGGGCCUGGGCCUCCGUGCAGAGCCAGUGCUGGAGACAGGGAUGAGGUUGGCUCCAGGAGAGAGACAGUCAGGUGAUGGUACCUCCCUCCCUGAGACUCCUAACAACCUCACCAAUCUGUCGGCAGUGUACGCUGAGCUGGAGAACAUGUAUUCAUCCAAGAGGUCCAAGUCUCUAAAGAGCCGCCCUCCUCCCGCCCCAGAGAGUUUGCUGGAUCUGGAACCUCCUUCGCGCUCAGCUUCCCCCACAAUGCUCGCUAACACAGGUAGCCGUAAAGGUCCCCCGCCACCUACAUCCUGGCAGGAACCUCUCCCUAGCCCCCCUCAGGCUCAGUUCUACUCAUCUGGGCUGCCCAGCCAGACCAGCGGGGAGUCCAAUCCCUACAUCAGCUUGGACAGUCCCCCACCUUCACCCCCAGAGACGGCUGACUACCCAUCCAGUCCACCACCCCUUCGCAGUAGCAAGCGGCGCUACACCUUCUCCAAACCACCGCGUUCAGAAGACACAGAUCGCUUCCUGGAUGCACUGAGUGAGCAGCUGGGACAGAGGGUGGCCAUCAUCGACGACUUCCUGAGUCCUGAGAACGACUAUGAGGAGGAUGUUGUGCAGAUGGGUUUCCCAGAUGAUGAGGAUGAGGAUAACGAAGAGGAGCUGGGAGUGGAUGAAGAAGAAAGUGGAGGAUUUGUGGCCCCAGAGCUGAGCAGCCCGAGUGACGUUCAAAGCAGCAGUGGAGAAGAAAAUGCCUCCUCUCUCACCUACUCCUCAUCCUCUGACCACAUCCCUCCUCCCCCCAUGACCCCUCCUCCACCUCCACCUGUUCAGUUCAAUGACCUGCCUCCUCCCCCUCCAGCACCUGCACAGCCUCAGCACCAACAACAACAGCAGCAGCAGCAGCAGCAGCAGCAGCUUAACUUCACCCCUGAACACUCCCCAAGAGCAUAUGUGCCCAUUCGCCGGAAAUCUGGACCACCUCCACCUCCUCCUCCCCGCAGUAAUCCACCAGCGAAGCGGCUCUCUCUCCAUAAAGCACUACCCACAAGAGAGGACUUUCAGGUACAUGCUACCAUACUAGAGCUAAAAGCCUACCAAGAACAACAAGCUUACCAGGAAAGACAAGCCUAUGAGGAGCAACAAGCAUACAAGGAGAGGCAGGCAUAUGAGGAGCAGAAAGCCUAUGAGGAACAACAACUGUUUCAAGAGCAGCAGGCCUAUCAGGAGACAUUGUUCAAAGAAAGACAAGCUUAUGAGGAGCAGAAAGCAUACGAGGAGCAAAAAGCUUUUGAAGAGCAACAACUGCACCAGGAGCAACAAGCCUACCAAGAAAGACAAGCAUACGAACAGCGUCAAGCCUACCAGGAACAAAAAGUAUACGAACAGCGCCAGGCCUACAAGGAGCAAAAGGCAUUUGAAGAGCUUCAAGCCUAUCAGGAGCGCAAAGCUUACAAGGAGCAAAAGGCUUUUGAGGAGCGUCAUGCCUACGAGGAGCAGCAAGCCUAUCAAGAGCAACAGAUGCAACAGAUGCAACAGAUCUACCAGAGUCACCACUCGAUGCCUACCCAGCCAACACAGCAAAAAGCCCAGUCACCACUUCCUCACCAAUCCUUACCCCUACUCCCUUCUCCAGACUCUACCCUUCACCAUGCCAACCAUCCUCUCUAUAUGAUGCGACAAGCACAGCAGCAGCAGGCCCACCCGGGUCAUCACCACCGACGUCUGUCUCGUUCAGCUCCUCCUCCACACCAACCGCCACCCCAACCGUCACCCCAACCGUCACCCCAACCGACGGCUCACCCAGGCCAACAAGCUCAGUAUGCUGAGGGAAUCUACCAAAGCCACCAGGGCCUAAGAACCCAUCCCCACCAUUCUUCAGCUGAGAUGCUCCACCAGAUGCAUCAAGCCCCAGCCCAUCACUCCUCUGCUGAGAUGCUCAACCAGUUGCAACAAUCUCAGGGCCACCACUCAUCUACUGAGAUGCUCCAGCAGAUGCAGCAAGCCCAUGCCCACUACUCCUCCUCAGAAAUGCUCCACCAAAUACACAAAACCAAGGGACAUCAUUCUUCAACAGAGUUACUGAACCAAGCUCACCAAAUGCAGCAAAUACAGCCUCACCACUCCUCAACAGAACUUCUCCAUCAAGCUCAUCAGAUGCAUAGGGGUCAACCACACCAUUCCUCCACUGAGCUGCUCCAUCAAAUGCACAAGGCCCAGGCCCACCACUCCUCCACAGAGCUGCUCCAUCAAGCCCAUCAGAUGCAUCAACCCAUGCCCCAUCACUCCUCAACAGAGGUUCUACAUCAAGCCCAGCAGGAGCCUGGCUCCCUUCCUGUUCAGCUAAAACGAGACAGUCACUCACACCAGAGCCGCAGAAGUCUUAAAGGUCAUCAUCAAACCCAAGUGUCCCCUCAAGGGAGACACCAAGAGCAGCAGAUCCACCAAACCCAUCACCCCCAACCCACCAAACCCUCUCCCCAGAGACCCCACUCUAUCCAGCAGACCCACCACCACUCUAGCACACCUCAGAUUCACCACAUCCACCAUAUAACCCCACAGCCCCCUCCGCAGGACUACCAACACCAGAUUCAUGUCAUCCACCCUCCACAGCAGACCCACAGGCCCCAGCCUCUUCUUUCUACCUUUCAGCCCCUCCAGCCCCAUCAAACCACCCUGUCCACAUUCCAGCCUCUUCCCCAACACCACAAGCUGCAGCACCAAGUCCAGUCCUCCACCCAAGCCACUCGCCCACAGUCUCAACCCUCGCAUCACCUGCUGCAGUCCCAAAACCAGCCACAAUCCCAGUCAUCCCACCAUAUACAAUCCCAUGGCCAGGGUCAGCCCCAGUCCCUCCCGCACUCUCUGUCAGAUCCCACGGAGCACCUGGAGCCCCCUCCUCCUCCGCCCCUACCCCCACCUUGCUCUCCUCCACCACUGCCAAGGCCUAGUCUGUCUAGAAUGGAUUCCAACCACAUGAGUGUGAAGCGGUUACGCUGGGAGCAAGUGGAGAAUUCAGAGGGGACUAUCUGGGGACAGUUGGGAGCAAAUUCUGAUUAUGAUAAACUGCAUGACAUGGUAAAGUAUCUCGAUCUGGAGCUGCACUUUGGGACACAGAAGAGCUCCAUGCCUGCUCCAGAACCAUCUCUCCUGCCAGAAACCUUCAAGAAGAAAGAUGUGAUAGAAAUUCUGUCCCAUAAGAAGGCUUACAAUGCCUCCAUCCUGAUAGCCCACCUGAAGCUGUCUCCUGCAGAGCUGCGUCAGGUGCUGAUGAACAUGGCCACUGAUAGGCUGGAGCCGUCGCACAUCAAACAGCUGCUGCUGUACGCCCCCGACACAGAGGAGGUCAAAAAGUACGAAGAGUACAGACAGGACCCCAGCAAACUCAGUGAGCCAGACCAGUUUGUGUUGCAGAUGUUGUCAGUACCAGAGUACAAGACGCGCCUGGAGAGCCUCCUCUUCAAGUGUUCCCUGCAGGAGAAGACCGAGGAGUUGAGGGGAGCGUUCGACUGUAUCAGCAGGGCCUCCAUGGAGCUGAAGACCAGCAAGAAGCUAGCGAAGAUACUGGAGUUUGUGCUGGCGAUGGGAAACUACUUGAAUAACAGCCAGCCGAAAACCAACAAGACCACUGGCUUCAAGAUCAACUUCCUUACAGAGUUGAGCACAACUAAAACUGUUGAUGGGAAGUCGACAUUUUUGCACAUUCUGGUCAAGUCGUUGUGUCAACACUUUCCUGAAGUGUUGGAUUUUUCCAAAGAUCUAACAAUGGUUCCACCUGCAGCCAAAGUAAACCAGAGGACGAUUGCAUCAGAUCUAAAUGACCUUCAUGCAACCAUCCAAGACAUUCGCUCAGCCUGUCAGAAGAUGCCUGCGACUGCUGAUGACCGUUUUGCUGUUGUCAUGAGUAACUUUUUGGAAAACAGUCACCCAGCGAUUCAAUCUCUGGAGUCCCUGCAACAGAGAGCAAUGGAAGAAUUCAGCAAAACUGCGUCCUACUUUGGAGAAGACGGCAAAGCCACCAACACCGAAGGCUUCUUUGGGAUCUUUGCGGAGUUCAUGAACAAAUUUGAGAGAGCUCUGAGUGAUCAUCAGGCUGCAGAAAACCAGAAGAGUCCUCGGAGUCCACGAAUGGCCUCCCCACUGGCCUGGUAACACACACACACACAGUAUACACAUUCUGUACACUGCACAAAUACACACACAUACACAACACUCAAUGCACAUUUUUGAGCAAUAAAAUACAGUGUAUAAUAUAUGUAUGUACUUUUGGUAACAUUCAGUGAGACAGUAUGUCUUUGCAUCAAAUAUGGACAAUAUUGCAUUAUACCAGUGGUGCAGUGUAUGUGUCCUUUUCAUAAUAAGUUUUAUUGUAGUCUAAAGCUUUAAGACUUUUACAUAGAACACAACGUUGUUUGGCUGUCAAAAUAUCUGUACUGUUAAAAAGAUACAGUUCCGAUAAAGUUUUCUUUCUAUAAUGGUCACCUCUGUAAGUGCUGUAUAAAAAUUCUAAAGUGUAAAACUUUAUGAUAGAUCCUUAAAUAAGAUGAUUUAUGAAAAUUAAAUUGUAUCCUGAAAUAGAUGUUUACUUCAAAUAUACCCACGUACAGUCGUUUGUUUGGACGAAUCCACAGAUGCAGUUUCCCUAUUAGUGAACUGUAUUUUGUACGAAGCCCACCACCCUGAAUGUAACGUAGGUUCUUUACUGAUUAACCGUAGACUAUUUUCUCGAGUAAAUAAUCAAUUACAUCCCAAUGAUAGAUUGUUUAAUGUGCUGUAUCAUGUUUAUACCGCCACUUAUAAGGAUUUUCUUACUGCAACAGGUGUAGCUUUAAUAACUUUCUAUUCCUAAAUGGUUUUGCUCUUGUAUGAUACCGCCAAUGCUACAAACGUGUACAUAUGAGACAAUGUCAGUGGGAUGUUGGCACUUACUUCUUGAGACAAUUUCAACUGUCGUAAGGAUCCUUUUUAUUUUUUUUUAUUCCCGUCAGUCACUGAUAAGAAGAGGUGGGAUCAUGUGGCGCCCACAGUGGGCAGUGUGCAAUAUGUUUCUAGCUGUUCUCUGCUGUUCUACUCCUUUGACUGUAACAGCAAUACCUUGUAUUUGCACUGUACAGAAUGAGAGAGAAUGUAUUGAAAACGUAUGCUACCAUAUAUGACGAACUUCUGUGUAUUAACCAAAAUAUUUAUUUCAUUGUGUUACGCUGUACAGACUGAGCAGAGUGAUUAGUUUAGCGUAAGAGAUGCAGAAUCAUGGAUAGUUCUCAACUAAUGAUGCAGAGUCACAUCUCAGUUAUACAUCAGUGAUUUGUAAAAGUCUAUAGGUGAUAUUUUAAAUUGUUAAGGUUAAUCAGUGCAGCUAGUGAAAGCUCUGUUUUCUUAUAUAAGUUGUCUUCACAGAACAUCUAAGGCCUAUAAAGUGUUAUGAAAGUCUAUAAAGUCAGUAUUUUUUAUUUUUAAAUAUAGAGUCGUAUCAAAUCUAUCUCUGUGUCUG